GAUCAGAAGUUCUUUGCAAACUAGCUCUGGUUUUGUUAUUACUUUUGUGCAAGUGACAGUAACGUCUUUAUCUUUCAAGCCUUGUCCUUCCCGACCUCUCGUGUUUAAAGUGUUGAAGUCUGGGUGAUCGUCCACCACGCGGUCAAGCAAAGAGGUCAGCCCUGGGCCCGACCUUUGCCCCCGUCUGGCCCCGUUUUAAAGAGCCCUAGCGAAGGGUUGGCAUCCACGCUGGAGGACUUGGCAUUUGCACACUCGAGUUGAGACACUGGCGAGGCAGCCAAGACUCUUACAGUGUCAACAGAUUACUUUCAGAGGACACAGCAUACCAAGUGGGUCCUCCAGCACACCGGAGAACGCCAUUCAGGGAACCAUAGGCUGUUAGCCACCAGCAAUGACAACGUUCGACGACAUCUUGGAGGAGGCGGGGAAAUUCGGCCGAUGCCAGAAGCGCAUCUUCGGCCUGCUGUGCAUGGUUUCCAUGCCCUGGGCCGGAGUCUAUGUGGGCAUCGUUUUCCAGGGCUUCACCCCGGAGCACUGGUGCCGUGACCCGGACGUGGCGGCCCUGAGCAAGAGCUGCGGCUGGAGCCCGUUGGAGACGCGGCGGCUGGCCGUGCCACUGGAGAACCGCUCGGGGGAGACGGUGCGCAGCACAUGCCAGCGCUACGAUGUGGACUGGAACGCCACGGGGCUGGCCUGCGAUCGGACGGAGGUGGACCUGAGCAAGGCCCCCCUGGCGUCGUGUAAGCACGGAUGGGAGUACGACUAUGAGGGCCGGCAGUCCUUUGUGACAGAGUUUGACCUGGUGUGCGCCGACAGCUGGCUGGUGGACAUGUACCAGGCCACCCUCAACGUGGGCUUCCUGGUGGGCAGCAUCGCCACUGGCUACCUGGCCGACAGGUUCGGCAGGAAGAUCAGUUUUCUGAUGUCCAACGUGUUGAACGGCAUCAUGGGCAUCCUGGUUGCCGUGGCGCCCAACUACGUGUCUCUGCUGGUGUUCAGAGCGCUCUACGGCUUCGGCAUCAAAGGAGGAUGGGUGGUGGGAUAUGUGCUCAUCACAGAGCUGGUGGGUGUGGAGUACAGGAGGACCGUGGGGGUGCUCUACCAGAUGUUCUUCAGCGUGGGCAUCAUGCUGCUCCCCCUGCUGGCCUACUACAUCACAGACUGGCGCUGGCUGCAGGUGGUCAUCACCGUGCCCUACAUCCUCUUCCUCUCCUACUACUGGUUCAUCCCAGAGUCUCCCAGGUGGCUCCUCUCUCAGAACGACUCUGCCAAAGCGGUGGAGAUCACCGAGGCCAUUGCCAAGGAGAAUGGGAAGACUCUCUCCAAGAAGAUAGAGACCCUAAGAGACGAUAACGCUGAAACGUCGAAUCCCUCCUUCAUGGACCUGGUCAGGACCCCCAGGAUGCGGAAACACACCCUGAUCCUCAGCUUCGUCUGGUUCACCAGUGCCGUGGUGUACCAAGGCCUGAUCAUGAGACUGGGCAUACUGGGAGGAAACGUCUACAUCGACUUCCUCAUCUCGGGCCUCGUGGAGUUCCCCGCCGCGUUCCUCAUCCUCUUCACCAUCGAGCGCAUCGGGCGCCGCCUUCCCUUCGCCACCGCCAACAUCGUGGCGGGGGCCGCGUGCUUCAUCACCGCCAUGUUACCCGACAGUCUGUUCUGGCUGAAGACGACGGUGGCCUGCAUCGGCCGCCUGGGCAUCACCAUGUCCUUUGAGAUGGUGGUGUUUGUGAACACAGAGCUCUACCCCACCUUCGUCAGGAACUUUGGCGUGUCCGUGUGCUCUACGCUGUGCGACGUGGGUGGGAUCGUGGCCCCCUUCAUGCUCUACAGGCUGGCGGUGAUCUGGCUGGAGCUGCCCCUCAUCAUCUUUGGAUCCCUGUCGUUCGUCGCCGGCGGCCUGGUGCUGCUGCUCCCCGAGACCAAGGGCAUCCCGCUGCCCGACACCAUCGACGACAUCGAGUUCCCCGAACGAGCCCAGGAGAAUAUUGAGCUGAAGAAGCAGCAACUCGACAACCUGUUGGCAACCAGCCCCUCCACAGAUGUCAAAGACCCCGUCGCUGUUUGAUGUCCGUUAUUGUCAGGGUCAGGGUUUAGGUCGCCGACGUAUUUAUUGAUGUAGCAGGGGACUGAGAGCUCUGUGUAUUUAUGUAAAAAAAACUUUCAUUACACAUGUUUUAUUACUGUUAUUAACUGUUUGUGUCACUCUCAGUCCAGGGGCUCUGGCUGUGUUCGAUUUGGCCCUCUUGUUCUCUCAUGCCCUAAAUAAGGAUAACUAUAUAUUAGGCUACCCUAUUUAGGGUAUAAUUAUGCAGGGAAUUCGGACACAGAUGAUGCGCCAGAGAGCCAUCGAGGUGCCGUGUGUUGGUGGCAGAAACAAGCUGACACGUGCUAGAAGUCACCCUGGGACAGCUCAUUAGUAAAAUGACUGAAUGGGCUGACCCAUCUCUUCUUGAUGAAUCCGUCGACAAGGAAGACCGCUAUACAUCAUGGGAUGUAUAGUGAGGAAAAAAGUGUGCAUCUGUUGUACACUUUUUUGCGUUGCAUUAUGGGUUUUAAGUAGUGAACCCGAGUUGUGCACAACAUCUAACCACAGAACAGUAGGGCUGAACGAAUAAUCGAAUUCAAAUCGAAAUCGCGAUGUAAUAGAACGCGGUAUGCAAAUCGCAAAGGCUGCGAUUAAAAAGAAAAAAGAAAAAAAAAGUGAUUUGCUACCGUAACUGACUGGAAAUCAGUACAAUUCAUUUAUUUUUAUUUUUAUUUUACAAUUCAAUGGUUAAAUAAAGAAGUUUAUAAUAUAAAUUAAUCUCAACACAUCGGCCUGGCCUAGAGGAAAGAGCAGAUUUUAUGUUGACUGCUUCCAAUGUUGUGUUGGUCGUUCUAAAGAAUGAUGAUUUAUUUCAUUUUUAGUGAAUAAUAAACAACAUAAGGAACUUAAUAAAUUAUAAAAAUCGCACAUUAAAUCGCAAUCGCAAUAGCCCGAUAUAGGGCACCGGUGGACCAAGCCUCUUUUCAUGUGUGGUUCCCUGAUGGAGGAACAACCUAGCUCCAUGCAGUCCUCAGAACUGCUCCUUAUAUCUUAAAGAAAUCUUCAGAAGCCCCUCCUCUUCAGGAAUCAUCUCAUAAACGGAUGUGUGACCCUGGUUGUUAAGAGCUGUUAGGUUUUAGCUCCUGUUUUUUUUUAGAUGUACUAUCUUUUAUGUCUCUGAGAUGCCAUGAUAAUUAAAAAGUUCAAAAUUAACUAA
Gadus morhua (Atlantic cod) is the source of this 3245-nucleotide messenger RNA. RefSeq names its product solute carrier family 22 member 2 (gene slc22a2). The transcript is spliced from 11 exons. Gene Ontology annotation, biological process: transmembrane transport. The record is from RefSeq and is a predicted model, not a curated record. Bases 392 to 2068 code for a protein of 558 amino acids. Lineage: Eukaryota; Metazoa; Chordata; Actinopteri; Gadiformes; Gadidae. Gene Ontology annotation, cellular component: membrane. Gene Ontology annotation, molecular function: transmembrane transporter activity.